Cajanus cajan (pigeon pea) is the source of this 2565-nucleotide messenger RNA. Its product is annotated as putative pentatricopeptide repeat-containing protein At3g01580. Gene Ontology annotation, molecular function: RNA binding; protein binding. Lineage: Eukaryota; Viridiplantae; Streptophyta; Magnoliopsida; Fabales; Fabaceae. The record is from RefSeq and is a predicted model, not a curated record. Gene Ontology annotation, biological process: RNA modification.
AUGGAUAGCGAUGCAGCAACAUUGAGGAGGCUGAUCGACCAGAGUAACCUGAAUAAGGACGCAGGGCACUCAGUUUCACAACCGCCAACAGCGGCUAGGGCACCGACUCCCAAGCCUCCCACACAUCGGUCUCACGCGCCGACGAACAAGUUGGCGCACGACGUCGGCAACGCCCCCGCCCACGGCACGGGGAAUCAGACAACCUCCUGCCGCCGUCCUUUUGUGGACGGUAUCAUGGAGACACCUCUCCCCUUUGGGUGGAAGCCUUUCCACCUCGAUCGCUACGACGACACAACCGACCCGGACGAGCAUAUCGAUCUAUACACCACCCAGGUAAGGGUGGAGUUGCAACUUGAAAAGAAAAGAGGAUCAAAGAUGGGGCUUUGGCAUACUGGUAGAAGCGUGGUGGAAAGACUCACACGUCAACAACAACACUCACUUCCCAUUCCCAUUCACCUCACCACAUCCUUGUUCCAUCACCUUAAUCUUCAUGAAGCCAGGAGAUUGCACGCUCUUCUUCUUGUCCUUGGUUUCUUCCAACCCACUUCUCCUCACACACCAUCCUUUGCUUCACACCUUCUCAAUGCCUAUGUCAACUUCGGUUCCCUCCGACACGCGUUUCUCACCUUCCGUGCACUGCCCCACAAGCCCAACAUUGCUUGGAACGCCAUACUCCGAGGUUUAGUUGGUGUUUCCCACUUCACCAAAGCCAUUCACUUCUACCACACCAUGAUCCAACAUGGGGUCACCCCUGACAAUUACACAUACCCCCUUGUCCUAAAGGCGUGUUCUUGCAUGCAUGCACUUCAAUUAGGAAGAUGGGUUCACGCUACCAUCUUGUACAAUGAACUGCACCGGAAAAUAAAGCCUAAUGUUUACGUUCACUGUGCUGUGAUUGACAUGUUUGUUAAGUGUGGCAGCUUGGAGGAUGCACGUAGCGUGUUCGAAGAAAUGCCGGAUAGAGACUUGGCUUCUUGGACUUCCAUGAUAUGUGGAACCAUGUGGAAUGGUGAGUUGCUUGAAGCUCUUUCGCUGUUCAGAAAGAUGAGAUCAGAAGAAGGGCUUAAGCCUGAUUCGGUGGUUGUAGCAUCUGUCCUAUCGGUAUGUGGCAGAUUGGAGGCUGUGAAAUUGGGGAUGGCAUUGCAAGGCUGUGCUGUGAGGAGUGGCUUUGAUAGUGAUUUAUACGUGUCCAACACUGUCAUAGACAUGUAUUGUAAAUGUGGUGAUCCACUUGAGGCCCAUCGGGUGUUUAGUCACAUGCUUUAUAGGGAUGUAGUUUCGUGGAGCACCCUGAUUGCUGGCUACUCACAAAACCGCCUUUACCAAGAGAGUUAUAAACUCUAUGUUGAAAUGGUAAAUGUGGGUUUAACAACAAAUGCGGUUGUUGCUACAAGUGUUCUUCCUGCUUUGGGAAAACUCAAGUUGUUGAAACCAGGGAAGGAAAUGCACAAUUUUGUUCUUAAAGAAGGACUAGUAUCUGAUGUUGUUGUAGGAAGUGCAUUGAUUGAUAUGUAUGCUAAUUGUGAGUCAAUAAAGGAAGCAGAGUCAGUAUUUGGGUGCAUGUCAGAUAAGGAUAUUAUGGUAUGGAAUUCAAUGAUAGUAGGGUAUAAUUUAGUUGGUGAUUUUGAGUCGGCAUUUUUUACCUUUAGAAGAAUUUGGGAAGCUGAACAUAGGCCAAAUUCCAUUACUUUAGUAAGUGUACUUCCUAUAUGCACCCAAUUGGGAGCUCUUAGACAGGGAAAGGAAAUCCAUGGUUACGUGACCAAGAGUGGUCUAGGAUUAAAUGUUUCUGUGGGAAACUCUCUGAUCGAUAUGUACAGCAAAUGCGGAUUUCUAGAACUCGGAGUGAAGGUCUUUAACCAGAUGAUGGAAAGGAAUGUCAUAACAUAUAACACUAUGAUCUCUGCCUGUGGAGCUCAUGGCCUAGGUGAAAAGGGUUUGGCAUUUUAUGAGCAAAUGAAGGAAGCAGGAAUUAGACCAAACAAACUCACUUUUAUUUCACUGUUAUCCGCAUGUAGUCAUGCAGGUCUUCUUGACAGAGGUUGGCUGUUAUAUAAUUCAAUGAUUAAUGAUUAUGGAAUUGAGCCAGAUACGGAGCACUACUCGUGCAUGGUGGAUCUUAUUGCUAGAACAGGAGAUCUUGAUGGUGCAUACAAGUUCAUCACAAAGAUGCCUAUGACACCAGAUGCCAAUGUCUUGGGGAGUUUACUAGGUGCUUGUCGACUUCACAACAAAGUGGAACUGGCUGAGCUUCUUACAGAGCGUAUUUUCCAAUUAAAUGCUGAUGAUCCUGGCCACUUUGUUCUUUUAUCAAAUUUAUAUGCCUCUGGGAAACGAUGGGAAGACAUGUCAAAGGUGAGAAGUAUGAUAAAAGAUAAAGGGUUGGAGAAAAAGCCAGGGAGUAGCUGGAUUCAGGUAGGCCAUUGCAUUUACGUUUUCCAUGCUACGAGCAGCUUUCAUCCGGCAUUUGCAAAGAUUGAAGAGACUCUGAAAAAUUUAUUGUUAGUGAUGAAAAGUGAAAACUAUAUGUUAACCAACGUUAAUGAUCAACUUAAGGUAAAAUGA